AUUUGUUGAAAAUGGCGAAAAAGGAGUGCAACAUUUUGAUUCUCGGCGAAACGGGGGUUGGAAAAUCGACGUUUAUUAACGCAUUUUCUAAUUACAUCAAUUUCCCGACGCUUGAUGAUGCGCUCGAAGCCGAAUCAAUUCACGCUUUGAUCCCAUCGAAAUUCACAAUAACCGAUGCGAACUUUAACACCCACAUCAUCGAAUUUGGCAAUGACAAGAAUGAGUCGUUCAAUCUUGGGGAGUCAUCCACCCAAACUUGUCGAUCUUAUUCGUUUGAAACCGACGAUGUUAUCAUUAGAUUAAUUGACACCCCUGGUAUUGGAGACACGCGGGGUGUCACUAAAGAUCAAGAAAAUUUCGAGAAUUUACUCCUCUAUUUAGGGGAAUUCACCGACAUCAACGCGAUUGUUAUCAUGUUAAAACCGAACGAUUCAAGAUUAACCGUUCUUUUCGAAUAUUGUAUUAAGCAGUUAUUAUCUUCGCUAGAAAGGAGCGCCAUUGAUAACAUCGUCUUUUUAUUUACAAACGCAAGAGCUACGUUUUAUAACCCCGGCGAUACGGUUGGCCCUUUAAGACAAGUUUUAAAAGAAAUUAAAGAAACACCUCCUAACAUGGACAUCCCUUUCACCCAAACAAACACUUUCUGCUUGGAUAACGAAGCGUUUCGAUUCUUAUUGGCGAAACUUCAAAACGCCGAAUUUUCGGAUCGAAUUAAAAGAUCGUUUUAUGAUAGCUGGGAUAACUCGGUGAGCGCCUCAAAACGUUUAUUACAAUACGUGGUGGGUUUAAAACCACAUAAAAUACAAAAUACGAUUUCCGUGAUGGACGCUCGUCGCUCGAUUGAGCGUUUAAGAAAACCGCUGAGUGAGAUUUCGGUUUUAAUCGAAAACAAUUUGAGCCGAAUCAGCCGUUUAGAAGCAAAUUUAACCGACACAACGAAAAGUAUCGACGAUUUAAAACCAUUUUUGUACGUGCCGAGGAUUAAAUUGAAACUCAUCGAGUUUGAUUAUCCCAGAACGGUGUGCACGAACCAAAAUUGCACGGAAGCUCACACGAUAAGCGACACAACGUCUUAUCAUUACAAACAAGUGUGUCACGACCACUGUUAUUUAGAAGGGAUAAGAAGAAAUAUUGUUGGUGAUGUAGGUUUGCAGAAUUGCUCUGCGAUGACUUCGAGAAAUGGUAAAAUGGUGUGUGUUUGGCCGAAAUGUGGUCAUACGUAUCUCGAACAUAUGCACAUUUAUUACACAACGGAACCUUACGAAGAAACGAUGAAAAACGUAGAAAUCGAAACAAAAAUAACAACGAAAUUAAGCGAGAAAGACGUUAUUCAGAAGGAAUUGGAACGCUAUCGAAGCGAACGGGGGGAAUUUGAAAAGGAAAAGGACAUCAUUCAAAAGGCAGUGGCUAAAUUCGCCCAUUUUUUGAGCAAUAGCGUCAUACUUCCAUUCAAUGAUGCUUACAAAGAGUAUUUGCGCUAUUUAAUCGAGAAAGAAAAAAAACUUGGAGAUCUAGCUAAACCAAAAGUAAUCCAAAACUACGAACAAUUAAUAAUGCGCUACGAAUCAGAAAAGCAACUCUUAAUGGAAGAAUUAAAAAAAAUUCAAGCUGUCAAGAAGGACGUUAAGAGUGUUGUAACCGCACCGGAAAUAAUGAAUAUCGUUAAGGAGUUGUACGGUUUGAAAUUUUCCGGGAAAAUAAUCAAAGAGAUGUACGACGCCCAACAAAAGCACAUUGAACACGAAGUGGUGAAGAGAUCUGAAAAAGUUGUGAAACCGAUUCCGGUUAAGAGAGCCGAUGGAUCAUUUCUUGGUAACGCGUUUAAAUAUUUAGCCGGUUCAUGGUUUAAAUCAAGCGAUGACAAGAAGAAAUCUAAUACAACACCACCACCAAGCGUUCCAAAAAAAGGUGUUAAUUAAUAAUUGAAAAUAUGUAUCAAUAAAAAUAAAUGAAUUAAAUUAA
This is a messenger RNA of Onthophagus taurus, 1962 nucleotides long. Lineage: Eukaryota; Metazoa; Arthropoda; Insecta; Coleoptera; Scarabaeidae. The record is from RefSeq and is a predicted model, not a curated record.